Haliotis rubra (blacklip abalone) is the source of this 1376-nucleotide messenger RNA. Its product is annotated as calexcitin-2-like. Gene Ontology annotation, molecular function: calcium ion binding. Bases 213 to 788 code for a protein of 191 amino acids. The transcript has 6 exons. The record is from RefSeq and is a predicted model, not a curated record. NCBI's taxonomy places the organism in Eukaryota, Metazoa, Mollusca, Gastropoda, Lepetellida, Haliotidae.
UGAUUAGAACGUAGCUGGGAAUCUAGCGGAGUAGUAACAGUGAUUAGCUGGUGGACUCGCGCGGACGUCAGAGAGGAAGGCAACGGACAAAGCGAGGAGACUACUUUGUACGCGAACGUCAGAGAAGACAGCCGGAGACUUCAGUCCUAACUUCGAAGUGCUUCACUUUUCUGUGUCACGUUUGGGAUUCUGUUUCGCUUGAAAUUUUAGCCAUGGCAAGUUUGGAGCUUUCGGACUUUCAGAAGAGGAAAAUAAUGAGUGUCUUCAACACCCUGUAUGACACUAACAAAGACGGCGUCAUCGAGAAAUCAGAUUUUGAAGAGGCCAUAAACAAAAUCUGUCACAUCCACGGCUGGCCCAAAGGAGGCGAGAAGUACCAAGAGGCUCAACAAACGCUCAGCCUGAUAUGGGAGGGACUGAAAGGAAUCGCUGACGAAAACAAGGACGACAUGGUGACGAAGGACGAGUGGGUUCAGAUGUGGUCGUCGUGCGUUCGAGACGUCAGCUCGGGGGAAGGUUUUCCGCACUGGCAGAAGAAAUACAUGGAUUUCAUGUUCAGAGUUAAUGACACGUCAGGCGACAACUACAUCGACAAGAAGGAGUACACCACAAUCUAUACGUCCUUCGGCAUCGACAAAGAAGAGUGCGAGUCUGCGUUUGAUCAUCUAGCCGACGGGACGGAUGGAAGAAUUUCCAGGGAGGAUUUCGAGAACUUAUGGAGAGAGUACUUCGUAUCUGACGACAUUAGUGCCAGAGGAAAUUACCUGUUCGGUCGUCCACCAUUUUGAAUGUAGUUCCGGAAGCGGAUGUUAUGUUUUCGUGCAUGCGCAUGAGCAGGAAGACGGACACAUUCGAUAACGGGGAUACUGUUUGGCCCUGUUUGGUAUUAGGUUGAGGCCAACGGUGGAGCACAGCUGGGAUCAAUACAGAUUAUGUAAGGUCGAUUGAAAAGCGACAAACCCCGCAUAACUGCACAAGAGUUAAGCGCAUUCUAUUGGCCUGGCUCUAACUCCUACUUUGUAACUUUUAUAUGUUAUAUUCUUAAGACGACUAUAGCACGUGUAGCACACGUUUUAUACAAUCCUUUUGUUACUUCUUGUUGUAGGAAAUAUUUUGCUGGCAUAACUCAAGAUAGAAGGUAGUGACAAUAGUAUCGCACAUUAGAUGCUUUCGUAUUAGGAAGGUGCAAAACUACUAGAAACGUAAGGCAAAGAAUUAUUAUUUACACUACACUGCAAUGAUAUAUUAAAAACGACGUUAUAGACGUCAUUGACGACCCCUCAACUGCGCCCCAAAAUUAAUUAAAAAAUUAUGCAGUGUAGUCAAAGUGGAUAAUAUUAUGAAACAGCUGAAACAACCAAAUUCCCUAAAUUCAG